Molecule: messenger RNA, 1200 nt
Organism: Pelmatolapia mariae (spotted tilapia)
Lineage: Eukaryota; Metazoa; Chordata; Actinopteri; Cichliformes; Cichlidae
Product: retinol dehydrogenase 10-B-like
Exons: 5
Coding region: 200-1147 (315 amino acids)
Cellular component (GO): lipid droplet
Molecular function (GO): oxidoreductase activity, acting on the CH-OH group of donors, NAD or NADP as acceptor
Source: RefSeq, a predicted model, not a curated record
CCUCAUUUAUCAAACAAAAAGCUGCUCUAUUGGCGGCCGCCAUCAGCCAACCGUCCUAUAAUCCGGCACAGUUACAUAAAACAAGCCUCCAACCCCAACGUCACACGGAGAGGUAACUACACUCCAAAGCUUGGCGUUCUUUUUUGUGUGACUCUUUGGCUUCUCCUGGACGCAGAAGAAGCAGGUGUGUCUAAGCGUCAUGAUUGUGUUAGUAGACUUGUUGCUGAUGCUAAUAGACCUAACCGGCUCUAUCCUGAGCGCCAUCCUGCAGACUUUCCUUCGGCCGAGGCUUAAAUGCAUCGAUGGGGAGCUGUGUCUGAUCACGGGAGCCGGGGGCGCGCUGGGUCGCCUGUUCGCCCUGGAGUUUGCCAAAGAGGGGGCGCACCUGGUGCUGUGGGACUGCAACGCGGCUGCCAACGAGCAGACUGCCAGGCUGGUGCGAGAACUGGGCGUCCGGGUGCACACCUACACGGUGGACCUGUCCAAGCGUCAGAACAUUUACGAGACAGCGAACCGGGUGAGAGCGGAGGUCGGGCAUGUCUCCAUAAUGGUCAACAACGCAGGCGUAGUGGCUGGACGGAGGCUGCUGGACUGUCCGGAUGAGCUUCUGGAGAGGACUCUGCUGGUGAACUGCCACGCGCUUUUCUGGAUGACGAAGGCGUUCCUGCCACGGAUGAAAGAACAAAACCACGGCCACAUUGUGACCGUCGCCAGUGCACUUGGACUGUUCAGCACUGCCUGCGUUGAGGAUUACUGUGCUAGUAAAUUUGGAGCUGUUGGAUUCCACGAGUCACUGACACAUGAGCUGAUAGCAGAAGACCUGAAUGGCAUCAAAACCACUUUAGUAUGUCCUUAUAUUGUAGACACAGGAAUGUUCGCAGGCUGUGAAAUCAGGAAAGAGCUUCGCAGCAUAAUUCCACCCCUUGAGCCUCUCUACACUGUGCAGCAGUCUAUGAAAGCCAUCCUAGCAGAACAGCAGAUGAUCUGCAUUCCUCGUCUUAUGUACAUCCCCUUUCUUGCAAGAGCCUUACUACCUUGGGAGGCAAAUGUUGCAACGUAUCGCUUCAUGGGAGGCGACAAGUGCAUGCUACCAUUCAUCAAGAACAUUGAAAUGAAGACCUCCAACGGCCAUACCAAAUUGUGCUAACGUUUCUGAUGGUGUCUUUAUAAUAUUCUGUGAAAAUCUGCUUACGUUCGUUU